AUGGAUGCACCUACACCUACACCUACACCUAUGGUUAUUGGUACCUCUACACCUACACCUACACCUGCACCUGCAUCAUCAGUAGCUGCAGCUUGUUAUCCGUCUCCUCCUAUUGAUAGUUCAAUAGGUAUUGAAGAAAGCAUUGAUGUUGAAAGUGAUUCUGAAGAGUUGGAGGCGGAUACACAAGGGAUUAGAUGUGCUGGUCGUGGUGGACGACCACCACUCCCUAAGAACAAAAGAAAAAGAAAUGUUAGGAAAACAUCCAUAGCGUGGCAACAUUUUACUAAGGAUCUAGAAAGUCCUGCAGAUAAACCUGUGGCACGUUGUAAUUAUUGUAGGGCUAAGUAUAAAUGUCACGGAAAGAGCAAUGGCACCUCUAACAUGUUGUACCAUGUCAAAGCAUGCCAACAGUACAAAGCAUUAUUAGCUAAUCAAGAUGUAUCUCAAUCUAAGUUCACUUUUGAGUCUGUGCCAAGUGAGGGUGAUGGUGGUACUAGUAGUUAUAAGAACCUAAUGAUUGCGAAGUACUCUGAAAAAAUCAUUAGGGAGACGCUUUGUGAGAUGAUUAUUGUGGAUGAAAUGCCUUUUUCAACUGUGGAUAAGAUGGGGUUUAAGAAAUUGUUCAAGGUUCUUGAGCCGCGAUUUAGGCUUCCUUCUCGCUAUACAUUGAUGAGGGAUUGUAUCAAGUUGUAUAUGCGGACUAAGGAAACAAUGAAGACCAAGUUUUUGAAAACUAGUCAAAGGGUUUGUUUGACCACUGACACAUGGACUUCGAUUCAAAAUAUGAAUUACAUGUGCAUCACUGGACAUUUCAUUGAUCCUAGUUGGAAAUAUCAAAAAAGAAUAUUGGCAUUUCGCCAAGUGUCGGAUCACAAGGGGUUAACGAUUGCGAAAGAAUUGGAGCAGUGUUUGGAGGAAUGGGGGAUUCCAGGGUUAUUGACAAUAUCACUUGACAAUGCAAGAUUGAAAGAUGUAGAUGAUUCAAUCAUAAACAUCCGAAAUAUGGUGAAAUAUGUAAAGGGAUCCCCUCAAAGAUUGGCCAUCUUCAAAUCUUUUGCAGAAAGGAAGACAGUUGGGUAUCAUGCUUCAUUGGUUCUUGAUGUUCCAACUCGAUGGAACUCCACUUAUAUGAUGUUGGAUGUGGCAGAAAAGUAUGAAAGUGCAUUUGAACUAAUGUUAGAUGAAGAGGUUAGUUUUGGGAACUACUUGUGUGAGGAUGGUGGAGGGAGAAGGGGGUUGGGGGUUCCAGUUGAUGAAGAUUGGAAAAAUGUUAGAAACUUUGCUAAAUUUUUGCAAGUGUUUUAUGAGGUGACAAUUGAGAUAUCGGGUUCCUCAUACUCGACUUCUAACAAUUAUUUCAAUAUAAUUAUUUUAGAAUGUUGGUUCAGAAGUAAUGUAGGUGAAGAAAAAGCAAAGAGGAUUAUCACCAAAUUGAAGAAUACAUUGGAGCAGUUGUAUAAUCACUAUGCUAAGAAUGUAACGAACGUUGGAGGAAGUGGGGACAAGUCAAAUGAAGAGCAGAGUUGCGGAAAUUCAGCCUCAGUGGGUGCGGGUACUUCUACUACUUCUAGAAGUAAAAAAAAUGCUUUAACAGACUUCCAUUCAUUUCAGGCAUCCAAAAAUUUGGCAUUGUGUCGGACAGAGAUAGAAAGAUAUUUUGCGGAAGAUGUUGAGCCACCAAGUAAAAGUUUUGAUGCUUUGACGUGGUGGAAGAUAAAUUCAUCAAAGUUUCCGGUUCUAGCUGAUGUUGGAUGA
Molecule: messenger RNA, 1755 nt
Organism: Alnus glutinosa
Lineage: Eukaryota; Viridiplantae; Streptophyta; Magnoliopsida; Fagales; Betulaceae
Product: zinc finger BED domain-containing protein RICESLEEPER 2-like
Exons: 3
Coding region: 1-1755 (584 amino acids)
Molecular function (GO): DNA binding; protein dimerization activity
Source: RefSeq, a predicted model, not a curated record